CUACAACACCAGCUCUCAAGUGCGAGUUGGUUCGUUGAGAAGGGCGAUAGGAUGUCGGUUUCCGCAAUCGUCCAGUCGGAAACAUCAAAAUUAAUGACUAUGGCACCCUCGACAUCUACUUCCGGUCCUUCAGGCCACCUCCACAAUCAACGACAACCACAUUCGAUGCCCAACACACCAGCGGCGCUGGUAUAUCCAACGACUUCGUCUGCAGGCUGGACAGUCGUACAUCAUGGCACUUUAGGGCCACCUGAAGCCUACCAAACUGGGACCUCUGCGGUGGGAAUGGGUAUUGGAGGACGGAGGUCGCAAUCGCAAACUCGACUGCCGAUUAGCAGUGCUGGUCCAUGGCGGCCUACUCCUCCCAGCACGCGGCCAUUGCCUGUUCCGCCCCCGCUCGAUACGGUCAGCGUAGGCUCUACCACAUUCAAACGCAAGCCAAGCGCUGAGCGAGAUACGGGAAAGGGAAAGCGGAGGGCCAGUAUCGGUGAUACGUCGACCACAAGCGUCACAAAUAACGCGCUCUUGUCGCCAAACCCAGCGUCCGCGUCUGCCACGAUAGGUGGAACCGUGUCGCCAGGGCCAGUAUCACCGUCUUCGACAACGUCUACACGACCGUUACCACUCCCUCCCCCAACAACACCAGUGGCCUCCGCCUCUUCUUCCAACGCCAUUGCGGGACCUAGUCAACCGCCGAAGCUAAAAUCGCCCCAAAAACCUACGUCUUCUACUUCCUCAUCUUCGCGACAGCCCCAACAACGGGCUCGUACUCCAGAAGCAACGGCAUUUCGCGCGGUUAAUGCUAAUCAAGAUAGGACCGGGUAUUCACCUCAAAGACAUGCAGCCCAAAUAACGCGGUCACCGACUAUGCAAUUCGAAGGUGUCUCCGGAGUAUGGGCACCACGACCUGCGGCGGCUUCGCAUCCCCGAAAUCAAGGAAGUUCUGCAGGAGAUGCAAGUAGUGGGAAUGUGAGGAGUUCCAGUCGAGAUCGAACAAGGACGCGCACAACGUCCGCCAGCUCAGAUCGACGGCCCUCCUUGACGCGAAAAACGAGUUCGGGAACCAGUACAGCAACGACAAAGCAACCCAGCUUGACCAAUUUGCGACGCAAGACUAGUUCAGAUGUCGUCCGGAAAGGUAGUGGCGAUUCCGUCAUUGGUGGUAGUCCACCCCUCCAGAGGAAAAUCAGUGGCGGGAUUUUACGCACCACGACUAGUGGUCCUUCGGUCUCUGGCAACUUGACGCCUCGCAAGAGCAGUUUGUCGAGCAAUGCUCCUGGUAUUCGAAGCAAUACGUCUUCACCUGCACAUUCUCGCAAUCCGUCUUUAACGAUGCCUUUACCACUUGUUAUCCCAGUAUACAUCCCCAAUUUGUCCUCAGCCUCCUCGACUGCCUACUCCGCUCAAUCGCCUCCUUCAAGCUCUAAACCACCGCCUCAGCAACAACUACCGCCUAUACCUCCACCACCGCCCUUGCAACAUCCAAUUCGUAGAGGAACAGAUACUUUGCCUCCUACGAUAGCGACUCAAAACGUUAUUCCUAUGGGUCCGGCACCAAAAUCAUUUAUUCCCCCGCCCCCGCCUCCUCCGCUGCCUAUUUCUGCACGAAAAUCCUCACCUAUCACGGCCGCUCUACCUCCUCCUCCACCUCCACCACCAAGGAGCGUAUCCCCACAACCCCCACCACUAAAGAUGUCAGCGGUUUUGAUGGCCCGUCGCGAUGGCUCGACCAACACUGCGUUCACUAGUAGUCCAAGCACUUAUGGAACAGACACUUCUACGCCCUCGACUGGAUAUGGAUCGUCCUGGCACUACAGUGUUAGCGAUGCAGAAACGACUGCAACAAGCCCAGGCCCCUUAGCAACGCCGAAUACGUCGUCUGAUGGCAGAUGGGAUACGGAGCACAACAAGUCGCCUAACAAACGGGAGCGACGGAGACUCCAAUUACAUUCCCCUAUGGAUGUCAACAGCCCCACUCUGGAUAUCAGCAGGGGUGUCAGCCCUCAAUCACCACGAGCGCAGACUCCACCCAUUCAUUCGCAUCCAAUUGGGGACGAUUCUGAAGGCCCAGAUAGCGCAAUCAGCGAGCGUGACCCAAAACAAGCCUGGCUUGCGGCGCUGGAAGGACAAGUGGGAGAAGAAGAAAUGGACGGGGUGUUGCUCUCGCCUCCCCGAUUUGCCUCGCGGAGGAAUGUCCUUGAUCCCGACGAUGAGGAUGCCGAUAUCGAUGACCUUGACUUGUAUGACGACGGUUUCGACGACAUCGCUGAUGAAGGCGCGGAUCGGGGAAGACGGGGCAGAAGCCCUUCUCCAAUUCGUUAUGCCCGGCGGGCAUCAGUUGACCAUGACAUGAUAUUCUCUGAUUCAAGCGACGAGGACUUGGACGAUGACAUGGAUGUUGGUCUUGGGUCAGACAUCGUAUCUGUCGAUUCACCAGCGCCGUCAUUUAACAACAACAGCGAUGCCAAGUCGACAUUCAACGACGCGAGGAGCACGUUUUCUAGAGCUCGGAGUACGAGAAGCAGAAGGCGGCGGAGAAAUACGCGGCCCGCCCCGCCGCCAGUUCCGUUGGCCAGUGCCGCAGGGAUGGGCAUGGAAAUGGUGCCAGCAUUACCAUCCAGGAACAACGACAGGAGGGCUCACCAGAGGUCGCGUUCUGCCGACAGCAGUCUCAAUGGUUUUGGCGGGGAGGCAAUGGCGCCCAGCGAGAUGUGGAGACUGGAACAGCAAAAAGCGAAAGCUCCAGUUCAAAGUGGCCAGCUUGAAGGCCAAGGGCAUGAGAUGCGGUAUAUGUACGAGGCCAGCCAGGCGAGACUACCUGCGAGCGUGCCGCCUCCGGUAAUGCUGAUGUCGACUGGCGGGUCGAUCGCAUCUCUUCCUAACGCAACAUAUGGAGGGGCGUAUGACUCGUCUGUUUCUGGGCAUGGUCAUGGAUACGCAGGCUCGAGCGAGAGUUGGCCGCAUCACCCCAACAGCACCCAGAGUUCGUUCGCUUCGCCUCCGCCAAAGGCGAAGAAGGAGGGUGCGAGUGGGUUGGGAAAGCUGUUGCCGUCUAGAUCGCGGACGACCAAAAAAGAAAAGGAGAAGGAUAGGGAUAAGGACAAGAAGUUCCGCAAGAGCGCAUUUGCUUCGCCGUCCGCUGCUCAGCUGUACCAACAAGAACACCAGUAUCGAGGCUCGUUCAGUCUUUUGCGAGCCGGGGGGACUGCUAAUUCGAGUGCGGAGGCGCUCAUGAAUCGGGGCGGAGGGUUUACCGGCGAGCGAACGAGUGAAUCGAGUGCCGUGUCUGGGAGGAUGUAUGAUCGACGCUGA
This is a messenger RNA of Mycena indigotica, 3312 nucleotides long. RefSeq lists its product as uncharacterized. The record is from RefSeq and is a predicted model, not a curated record. NCBI's taxonomy places the organism in Eukaryota, Fungi, Basidiomycota, Agaricomycetes, Agaricales, Mycenaceae. The coding region runs from base 52 to 3312 and encodes 1086 amino acids. The transcript has 4 exons.